Fonsecaea multimorphosa CBS 102226 is the source of this 2106-nucleotide messenger RNA. RefSeq lists its product as uncharacterized. The record is from RefSeq and is a predicted model, not a curated record. The coding region runs from base 1 to 2106 and encodes 701 amino acids. The transcript has 2 exons. Lineage: Eukaryota; Fungi; Ascomycota; Eurotiomycetes; Chaetothyriales; Herpotrichiellaceae.
AUGUCGCCUUCCGAUCUUCCAGACCACGGCCCGUGCUCGAACCACAACAUUGCUGCUACUACUACUCCCCAAAAUCACGAAAGGCCUGAGGAAUUGUUGUUAUUCAAAGCUCAUUAUCAUCACCUCAUUGAACCACCUGAAGAAAUGACCGCUUCGAGAAAGUUCUCAUACGCGUCAGUCAAAGAAGACACAGAUGGCCUCCCCCAGUCAUUUGGGUCGUCCCUGUCAUCCCAAGAUCUAGAGGAAGUCGAGUGGAUCGCGUGGCCCUGCAGCCAGUGGUGUAAGGCCAAGGGCUUGUGCUCGUAUCACUUCAACGGUUCUCACGAAGAUCAUGUCCAGACAAGGUUGGAAGGAUAUGCUCGCAACAACCCGAGAAAGCUGGAAAAGAUCCUCGACGAACUGGAGAAGCGAAGAGCGGCCCAGAAACUAUUCAAUCUCCCCUUCGCCAAAGAGAUUACUCGCGUUCAUCCCCGUCCGGCCGAUUUCAGUCUCGAAGUAUGGCGGGAGAAAGUCAGAGAUUCCAUUCGCCUGAACGACGAGUUCGAUCGCACGGCAAUGGACACGGCAAUCGUUGACGACUCGGACGAGACCCUGUCGCAGACCUCGACCAUUUCCCGCAAGGACGGCGUUCCGUUUCUCGAGGCUAUGCCUGAGGAAAUUCUGGAACUCAUCCUCUCUUAUGUGACGGUUGAUCACACGGCCGAUCCCUAUGCCCGUCCCCAUGUUGAUCUGGCGAGCUGUUCGCUCGUGUCCAAGAAAAUCCAAGCGGCUGCCGUCCAGGUCUUGUACCGACACGUCUCGAUCCCGCAGUCGAGGGCUUUCGCCAAACUGAUGCGGAGUCUCAAGUCCACCCCCCAGCUCGGAGAACUAGUGCAGUGGUUGGAUUUUUCGCAUUACUCCAACAUGGGCUUUGGCAGCGCUCGCAGCGUUCGCAAUCAGACUCCCUUUUUGAAGCCCGAGACUCUCAGCGCGUGUCUGGAUGUCAUGCCAAACUUGCAGGCAUUUUUGGUCCAUGAGCAUGUCGAUGAAGAACUCGACGUCAACAUCAUCUCCAAACUGUUCAACAUGCCUCUCAUGCAGGCGCUGGACUUUUGCGCCUGCUCUUCUCGGCCAUUUGCAGAGGCCUUUACCACCGUCACGACGCAGCUUUCCACUCCACUGCAAAGCCUGAAACGCCUUUCAUUGCAUGAAUGCACCACACUGCAAGAGCCGGUGUUUGAAUCGCUCCUUCCGCUCCUUACGAAUCUGACGCACCUGGACGUGGCACAUACGCUCAUCAACGACAAGGCUCUGUUGUCCAUCCCGCCAACGGCCAGAAUCACGCACCUGAACAUCGAACGUUGCACGCGUCUGACAGGUUCUGCCGUUGUCAAGUUCCUCACAACCCAUCCCGGCGUCAGGGGAAAUGUCGUUUACUUGAACCUUGCUGCCGACGCAUCGCGGCAUGGAUUGCUAGCGGAAGACGACGUCACAAGACUGCUGGAAUCCUUGCCUUCGAGCCUCAGAUCCCUCAACCUAGGUGGUGCCAAGGUCACUCCCUCCCAUAUUCCCGCGCUGAGAAAUCUCGCCACGCAUCUCGAAGAACUCGGUUUGCGUGGCGCCGAUCUCAGCCUCGGCAGCGAUAUCGUGCGUCUCUUCAAACCCUCGCCUUCCGCUUGCUCCUCUGAAGACGAAGAUCACGCCAUGGACGACAACGACUCAUCGUCCACUUCCGUGUCGUCUCGCCAGCACAGCAGCACACUGCGCUACCUCGACCUCACGUCGAUCCGCUCCGUCACACAGCUAUCCCUCUCCUACUCCCCUUCCUCCCUCACGGACAAGGACACUUUGCCGCUUGAGGUCAUCGAGCUGGGCGGUGAUGUGUUGCAGGAAAUCAAGCGACGCACUGCGCAUGUAAGGGACCGCGGGAAGUUGGAGUGGGUCGUCAAAGAGCUCGGCCGACGAGGGUGGUAUGUGCGUCAGCCUCUGCCCGGUGCGACCAGCCUCGACGACAAUGGCGCCAGAGCGUGGAAGAUGGGUGCUCGCUGGUGGGGGAUGAGGAAGAUCCCCAUGGUUGAGCAAGACGUUGGUGGUAUGUAUGGGUAUUUCAUGUUCAAGAGGUCGUGA